UAGGUUAUCUCUCCCUAAUAUGUGUUUUUUUGGCACUAAUGAGCGCUUCCGAGUCCAAGAGAUCGGAAAGGCAAGCGGAUAGAAUAAAAGCUAGAAUAAACCUGCCGUUUUCUCCAACUGGAGCUGGCUUGAUCCCUCCCAACGUAGGAGCGCAAAUCAACGCAGGUCUGUUCGGAGCGCCAUAUGGAAGACAAACCCCAAGACCCAAUCUGCCAGUGGCUCCUGCGCCCGGCGUGGGAGGACAAACUCCCAGACCAGACCUUCCCGUCGCCCCCGUACCAUUUGGUCCUUCGGGACUCUCCUUUAGCGGUUCUUUCGGCACUUCGGGACCAGCUGUUACCGUAGGACUGGAUGGUAUAUCUUUGGAGCAGUUGAUCAAUGAGGAAUGGUCGACUUUCAAGUUAACGUACAACAAAACGUACCCCUCCCAAGAAAUCGAGAACUUCAGGAGGGAAAUCUUCAUCGAAAACAGAGGCAACAUCGCCAGAUUCAACCGAGAGUACGGCCAGGGCAAAAGAAGUUUUGUUCAACAAUUGAAUCCCUACGGAGAUCAGCUUUUCCAUGAGUUCAACAACAAUCUUAACGGUUACAACAGGAGUCUACCUGAUGGUAGACCUCGCCUUCCAUUUCCAAAUGGAAGUACCUUUAUCCCCAGUGCUAACGUCAUUCUUCCCGGCAAUAUGGAUUGGAGACAGGUUGGGGCAGUUUCUCCCGUUAGAAGUCAAGGAAUGUGCGCCGGAUGCUGGGCCUUUGCUGCAGCUGGAGCUUUAGAAGGGCACAACUUCAGAAAGACUGGUUCGUUGGUGGAACUGAGCCCGCAAAAUUUGAUCGACUGCACCGAGGGAGGAAACAACGGCUGUAAAGGGGGAAACGUGAAUCCCGCUUACGACUACGUCAAAAAUAAUCCAGGCAUCGACACCGAGCCAUCGUACCCGUACGAAGCAAAGGAUGGGCCUUGCCGCUUUAAACCGGAAACCGUCGGUGGAGUAUGCACAGGGUACGUGGAUAUCGCCGAAGGUGACGAGAAAGGUCUGGAGAUCGCGGUGGCCACGAUCGGCCCGGUGGCCGUCGCGAUCUCGUGCCGCCAAACCCUCCAGUUCUACUCGGAGGGCGUCUACUUCGAUCCAGAGUGCGGAAACCAACUGAAAGACCUGAACCACGCUGUGCUGGUCGUGGGAUUCGGCACCGAACCCGACGGCAAAAAGUACUGGCUGGUCAAGAACUCCUACGGAGAAAAGUGGGGACAGGGCGGAUACGUCAAGAUGGCCAAGGACCAAAACAAUCAUUGCGGAAUAGCCAGUGCAGCCAGCUAUCCUCUUGUAUAA
Brassicogethes aeneus is the source of this 1325-nucleotide messenger RNA. The record is from the annotation of a GenBank genome assembly. Lineage: Eukaryota; Metazoa; Arthropoda; Insecta; Coleoptera; Nitidulidae.